GUGUUCCAGCUGCGCAUGUGAACGAGGAGCCACAGAGCGCGGGCGUCUCGGCUCGACCUCUGUCGCCUUUUUUUUCCCCGGUGACAGCCGUCGAUCCGGACGGUAAUUUCGGAAUCCGGCCGAUCCCGGCAACGUCUGCCGCCGUCGACUCCGCUGAAUCUCACUACCGGGAGUUAACGCGAACGAGCUCUAGCCGGCGGUCGUUCGUUUCGUCGUGCGCUCCGCGGUGACCCGGUCACCCCCGGCGACAUCGUCUGCUUCGCAGCAGACGGCCCGACUUCCGUGAGCACCACGGUACGACCAUGCACCCGAGCGUAAUGCUAUUGUCGGCAUCGGUGGCCUUCGCCGCUGCCGAGAACAUCCUAAUGACGGAGGUCUUCGUCAUUCCCGUCAGACCGGAGACUUUCAAGUGGAGUGCAGAUGGACGCACCGAUCAAUUUUCAUAUCAGCCAUCCUUGUUGAACGCCCCCGAUCUACCGUCAUGGAUACACUACACGUACAGCAAGAAGGAUCAUCAUGGUUUCUUAUAUGGCGUCGCGCCCAAAGAUCAAAAGUACUUUCAGCUGGAGAUCGUGGGCCUGAACAAACACACCUACGAGACCCGUUACAAGGUGCUUGACAUGAACGUACUCGAGAGGGAGAACCUGACUAAGUACGAGGUACGCUUGAAGAUCGACAACCUCAACGUGGAGGACAUGUUCGAUCACAACCGCACCGAGAAGCUCCUCGACAUAUUCAGGAAAAAGUUGUGGAAAGGCGCCGCGGAUCUGUACGUGACCUUCUUGGCGUCCGCAAUCGAGCUCGGCGCCCGGCUACCCCUGAAGCCCAGCGAAGGCGAAGGAGUGGUCGUGCGAUUAGGCAGCACGGUGCCGUUUUCGCAAGAACUGAACGAACUGCAGGAGGAAGUGAAGCCGCUAUGGAAAAUGCCAUCGUGUCCCCGAGACUUCAAGCGAACCAGCGUGGAAAUACUUUUCCGAGAAGCCGAGUUCAGAUUGGACUGGUGUUCCUUCAGAUUACUAGAGGAAGACCAGCAAAGCUUGCAACACGAAAGCGCCCGGCGAGGCCCCAGCGUGAACGUCGUUGGCCUGCCCUCGUCGGGCAUUUCCGAGCACACGGAGUGGCGCUGGGCCCGAUCGACGAAAGCCAGCAUACCCACGAGAAGCUACUUCAAGGAGAUCGCCACCACGAUUUUCGUGCCGGUGAUUCUGCUGCUGGCGCUGGGCGCUUUACUCAGCACCGCUCUCUGCCUACAUCACGAGAAAAUGGUGGAUCCGGAGUCAGAUGAAUAUUUUGAUGAACUCUUUAAUAUUUUCCUUAUGAGAGAACAACCUGUCAGUGAAAAGCGGGAACUCACGCCAGUCGAGGGAGUCGGAAACAACGGCAUACAGAUGGUGCAAUACGCCAUGUCGGAGAGAGGCACUCUGAAAUCCUUGUCGGCUCAGCCACCGAGCCCGAACGACUCCUUGUCCCGAAGCCCAAGAAUCUCCAGCGAACGUUGCAACCCAUACAUUCGCCCGAACCCACCGCCUUACACUGGGCCGAGUAACUUUGCCGGUCUACGAGCCGAUUUCUGACUACACGAGGAGCCCGCGAAGACGUGGUUUUGCUAACUGAAUGUAGUUCGCGGGUGGCUUCGCCGAUGCUACGAGAUAUGCCGUGAGAGUUGCAAAUUCACUGAAACGGCUCUAAAUUUGCAAGUUAACACAGAUAUUUUACAGGUUAUUGCAGAAAUAGAUGGCCAAAUUUUAGAAACAUACCCUAUUUAUCCUGAGGAUGAGAGAAAAAAAUGAAAACACAGCUUCGAAAGCUCUUCCUCUUUCCAAGAUAUGAAUAUUUCUUUAUGCGAUAGAAUUUUCUAAGAAUUUCUCAAUAAUAAUAAUAAUUACAUCGUUAGUCGGUAAAUCGACAAAGGAGGACUAAUUGCUGCGGUUUCUGUGCACGUUUUUUGAUUUAGAUCCUUUGGAUCUUUAAUGGCGAAGACAUUUCGAGACUUUCAUAAAUACUAUUUACAAUAGGUUUUGUAAUAUAACUCAGAAAGUAUUUCUAACUUGGAAAGGAAGCGUUUCUGCCACUAAUUUCUGAAACACCCCGUAUAUGCGGUAUUUGUUAUUGGUAAUCGUAAAUAUACAAGUUGUUCCUUAAGUUACCAAGCUAUACUCAAGGGGGCUAUACUCAGUGAGCUUGACAACAUAUGUCAAGGUUAAGGUCAUCGGGGCUGGACCCGUUAUUGUCAACAUUUAUCUUUUUUUCUUUUGGUUGUUUUGCAACUAAAAUAUCAAUUGAAAUACGUUUACGUGGACAAGUUGCAGAUAUAAAGAAGAACGCGAACAUCGUGUUACGUAGAAUCAUUUAUAUUAUAAUAAUUAAAUAACACUCGUGUAACUUUUGAUGUGAUUGUAUGUUGUGAUAGUCAUAGUGCGAUACUCAGACAGCUAAUGUCUAAAAUCGGGGCGUAAAACAUCUUUAAGAUAUCUCUAAGAUAUCUUAAAAAUGUUUUAAAGACGUCUUAUGUCCCGAUUUUGGAUAUUGCGCUUUCUGAAUAAGUACGCAAAUUUAUAUUAAAAUAAAGAA
Molecule: messenger RNA, 2571 nt
Organism: Dinoponera quadriceps
Lineage: Eukaryota; Metazoa; Arthropoda; Insecta; Hymenoptera; Formicidae
Gene: Scgalpha
Product: epsilon-sarcoglycan
Exons: 11
Coding region: 303-1574 (423 amino acids)
Cellular component (GO): sarcoglycan complex; membrane
Molecular function (GO): calcium ion binding
Source: RefSeq, a predicted model, not a curated record